This is a messenger RNA of Stylophora pistillata, 1639 nucleotides long. RefSeq names its product tauropine dehydrogenase. Gene Ontology annotation, molecular function: oxidoreductase activity. The record is from RefSeq and is a predicted model, not a curated record. NCBI's taxonomy places the organism in Eukaryota, Metazoa, Cnidaria, Anthozoa, Scleractinia, Pocilloporidae.
CAUCAGGUGUUUCUGGAGGCGCUUAAGCCGUAUAUCGAGCCUGGUGUGAUAAUUGUUGGUCUUCCCGGGGCCUCAGGACUAGAAUUCCAGGUUCGAGGAAUCUUGGGAGAAAAAGCGAAUACGUGCACAGUGAUGAAUUUUGAGUCGCUGCCUUGGGCGUGUCGCUUGGGUGAAUUUGGCAAGAAAUGUGAUGUUCUUGGGACCAAGGAUUCAAUGGUAGGAGCUAUGCAGGUCGGAAGAGAUGCAGCACCAAAGAAAGACCCUGUUACUCCCCUACAGAGUCUGAUCGGCGACCACCCUCGUUUGAAGGUCUCCGGGCACCUUAUUGGCAUGACUCUUAUGAACCCUAACGCGUAUGCACAUCCGUCAAUCAUGUUUGCUCAAUGGGAAGGGUGGGACGGGAAACCUCUGGACGAAGCGCCCCUGUUUUACACGGGGCUGAGUGAAUUAGCAGCAGAAGUCUUGUCGAGUGCCUCCGACGAAGUUUUAAAAGUUAGCAAGGCUGUUAGUGAAAAAUCUGGUGUGGACACAUCACAGGUAACGAGCAUCUAUGAUCUUCUUGUCAAGUUUUAUUCUCACGAAAUGUCCGAUACUUCGAGCCUGCGAUCUUGUUUUUGCACAAACGCCGCUUACCAGGGUCUGAAGCAUCCGAUGAAAGAACACAACAAACAUUCCUUCGUACCAGACUUCUCUCAUCGUUAUCUGACAGAGGAUGUGCCGUAUGGACUGGCGGUUAUCUGGGGUAUCGCAGAAAUCGUACAAGUGGACACGCCUACCAUAGACAAAAUUCUUCUAUGGGCUCAAGAGAAAAUGGGAAAAGAGUACCUUGUCGGGUCUAAACUUCAAGGUAAAGAUGUUCUUUCUACGCGAGCACCUCAAAGUUAUGGACUGACCUCUUUGGACGCUAUUUUGUAGCUUUUAGAAGGUGUCCGUAAGUCAAGCCUGGUCAAUAAAUUAUGAAAUGGAAAACUAAGACAGGUAACCUUUAUCACUGGUUUUAACGUUCCGUGAUAAGCAGAAAAUUUUUUAGGAAAAGUCUGCCAGAGGUUGCUUUGAAUUUGGAACGAUUUCUUUUAAAAUUAUUUUUAGUUUUGUUUCACUAACGAUACAGAUCGCUCACGGUUUAAGUGAUUUCGCCAGCGUCUCAAGUCCGUUGGCUGAACGUAUAAUAAGUCAUUUCUCUAACGUUUUAGGUAAUUUCACUACCGUCUCUUUCUGGUUUUGUUUCCUCAGAAAUAGCAACAUUCGAAAUGUUGUACCGUAAACAUACUUAUAAGAUCGGCCAAAAUUGGCCUGGGAUCGAUCUGCUCAAAUCGUCUCAUAUCCACUUUGUCGAUGUAUCAAAUCGAAUUCAAUUUGUCUUGAGUGGACUUGUAUCAAAUUGACUUUCAGUUUCUACUGAAACUACCUAACUUCUCAACGACUUCGAUCAGUUUCGGUCGAUUAGAAGUCGAUCAAGUUCUGCCGAUGGAAUCAUUAAACGUUUUGUAAUACAUCACCUGAACGAGCGAUGAGACGCUAGCGAAUUGCCCUGAGGAGUUGGCGAAACGACCUAAGAUGUUAGCGAACUGGCCCCGGUUGUUCGAAGGAUGGAAAACGCAAUACACUGGAUAAAUCGCUAUCCGGUGGAUAGCGUAGU